Messenger RNA from Bradysia coprophila, 4141 nucleotides. It is a transcript of the gene mus312, whose product is annotated as mutagen-sensitive 312. NCBI's taxonomy places the organism in Eukaryota, Metazoa, Arthropoda, Insecta, Diptera, Sciaridae. Gene Ontology annotation, biological process: DNA repair; DNA replication; resolution of meiotic recombination intermediates. The record is from RefSeq and is a predicted model, not a curated record. Gene Ontology annotation, cellular component: nucleus; Slx1-Slx4 complex.
UGUUUAUUAUGAAAACAAAACUGUGAAACACACAACUGAGGAGUUAUAGCGGGUUUUUAAAAUUUGAAAAGAGAAAUUCGAAUUUUUAACUACAGUUAUUGCACUGGGUAUACCAUGUUAUGACAUUUCUCCGCCGUCCCAUUUAUUACCUUAACCAACUAAUAGUAUUUUUGUGUUUUUCGGUUCUGAUUUUUGGAAAACUUAAAUUAAAAUUCGGCACCCAAGAAGUGGACGGUUCUAAUGGACGAUCGCAUUGACGUUACCAAAAGAAAACCACGUCGACUACGCGGCACGCCUGCUCUUUCAUUCAUUAAUCGUGCAUCACUGAUUGUUCUUGGUGCAGGAGCACUCAUCGGAUUAGCAUUAACGUUUCCACUUAACCUCGUUGAUCGCGUGAAAGAGAAAUACGAUUUUGACGUAAUAAAUGUGUCACAAAAAGAAAACCAGAGACGACGUAUAAUUGCCAAAGACUAUGGAGAGCAAAAAUCCGGGGAAGAAAUAUUAGCACUUUUAAAGGAACAGGAGAAUUUACAAGAGAAAUAAUCAAACGAACGUUACAUUGAUCAUGGACAAUAACAAAAAGAAGUCGUCAAAGUCUCGACAAAAACCUUCAAAGGCACCACCGCAAAUUUCCAACUUCUUCUCAAAACCUUUAAGUCCAAAAAAUCAACGGUUACCAUCGUCGCCACCAUCAUCUCCAAAUGAACGAAAGAGAAAAUUAUCAGAACAAGAAGUAGCAUCUCAAAAUGAAAGUCCAACAUCGUAUGCAAAGUCUUUGGAAAGAGAUGCUGCAAAAAUGUCAAAAAUUCCGAAAGCAAAAAAAGCCAGCACCGUGGUCUCCACAUUUUUCCAACAAGCAAACUCUGACGACCUUAGUGAUUUUGAGUCCCCGAGCAAAAAAAUCCAGUUCAAAACACCUCCAGUUAUACCGAAAAAGAAAGUAACCAGAAAGCGGAAAGCCGUUACCCAGAAAAAUAAAUUGAAAGAUGCCCUAGAAACGGAAAUAUUUGAGAAUGCUUUACGUCAUUAUAGCAGUGAAAACGGUAUGAAUUCGGAUGAUCUUCAAAUGGCUCUUGCUUUAUCACGUUCGUUAUCGGAAACUCAUAGCACCAACGAAAGUGAGUCAUCCAACAUAUCCAGCGUCAUUCGCAAUGCUGAACCAUUUCAGAAAGAGGAUAUCGUCAGGCAAACAUUUCAGAAGUUUGGAUUUAAGAAGAAAGACAAUAGCGAUUACAAUUUCAGAGAUUUUUUCGGAAAUUUGGGAUCCAAAAGAAAGUGGUCGUCGAAGUUCACACCAUUGACACGACGUAGCGAGCACAUUCAGAAGGAGAAAUUCAAGAAUAAAGUGAAAAACAUUUUGCAAGUGUCUGCAGCCUUUGAAACUGUGGACAGUCAAGCGAUACGCGAGUACAGCAUAACCAGUUCCUACUUGCAACAGUUCUUCACGCCAAACAGUCCAUCAUACAACAGGAGUAUAGCAGUUACGGAAACAAAUGUCGAAGAAUUUUACGUUAAUAAUUUGGUUCCUACUUCCACACUUCGAUGUGGUUGUCUGCUAAAGAAUUGGGCAGACAUUCCUGGCAGAGAUGUUUCUCCACAACGAGCGCUAACCGAAUCAAGUAAUCUCAACGAAGGUGGAAUAGCUCCAGAAACUACAGUAGAAGAAAGACGGGAUGAAGAAGUCAAUUUGCCGAAUUGUAAUGUCGAUAAUAUUGUGGGCCCGAGUGUUUAUAAGGAAGGUAAUGAUUUGUGUGAUGUGUUUGAAUAUGCAAUGGAUGUUGACCACCACCAAGAAGACAGUAACUCUCACAGUUCGCAUUUGCACACAAAUCAAGGGUCUCAUGAAGAUAUCGUAACUAAAAUCGAUUUACCGGAUGACCGAGUACCUUCACCGGAUAUGUUUGCUGAUUACGAAUCAUCUGCUAACAAUAGCCUUGACGAUGACGUUUUAGAAAAUCAAAAUGCAGGCGAUUGUUCCAUCAUAUCGAAAGAUUCGCCUCGUGGCACAAGCGAGAAUAUUUUGGAUAAUGAAUGUCUAAGCAUCACUUUACCAAUAAAUAACAAAAAUAGUGGCAGCCAAGGAGCACCCAGUGUUCUUCUAGUGCAAUAUCAAGAAAAUGAUGGCGUUGUUCUAAGUUCCGAUGAUUCUAAUGAAGCACCUGUAAAGAAUCCUGAAUGCACCAGUACGACUAGUCCGCAGAAAGUGGUUGAUAUUUCGUCAACGAUUCUGAAACAACUUUCAUUCACCGAUCGUCUGAAAAUGUAUAACUCCGAUCCAGCUUUAAUAACUUCGGACGACGAUCACAUAUCUUCCCUCAUCGACCCAUCUUCGCAAGAUUCUAUAGUUAUUUCGGAUGACGAAAUUAACUACUCCAUUAACAAAUGCGGAGAGGGUGAGGAUCACCACACUGUCGGGCACCAUACCAUGCUUUCACAAGAGUCAAUUGUCUUAUCUGAUUCGGAAGAUGAAGAGAAGGUCAAAGGCUCACAAUCGAUGGACUACGAAGCAGAAGAACGUCAAAGUUUUGCUUCGAUAGAACUGGACAAUGAAAAUGAUUUUGGAAACGAAAGUGGCCUUGACAUUAAUAUCGUGGAUGAAGUAUUUAAUUCAAGCCAGCAGUUAAAGAAUGAUACUGGCAGCGUUCGACAAUUAUGUCUGACGGAAAGUGCUUUUGAGUCGGAAAAAACCAAUAUCUCUUCUGUCGAGUUCCCGUCAGUAGACAUGGUGUCGCAGGAGUCAAUUGUAUUAUCUGAUUCUGACGAUGACAAUAAAAUGUCUUCGCAAUUAACUCAAAACGAAGCUGUUGAACGGCAGAGUUUUGCUUCAAUAGACCUGGGCAAUGAAUACGAUUCGGAAGACGAACAAGGUCGAGAUAUAAAUAUCGAUGAUGAAAUUUACAAUUCAAAUCAGUCGUUAAACGAUGACGAUCUCAUCAAUCUUAGUGUUCGGGAAAUGUACCGGAAGGAGUUUGUAUCCGAAUCAGCGAAAUCUUCCGCAAAAAAGAGCUUUUCACGAACAACUUCUGAUUUGACGUUUGAACGAAAAGUGUGGAAACCCCCGAAAACGCCAGAUAAGUUGCACAAUAUCAGCGAUGAUGACUUCGAUGAAUUUGAUAAAUUGGUCAGAGGUGAUCGGUACCCACAUUCUCCGGUUCCCAAUGUAAAUUCGAUUGAAAUUAGUGACGACGAGUUAGAUAAAUCACUUGAAAUUCGACAAGAUAAUGGUUAUCGUGAUGAUAUAAGUGUCACGGAUUUACCCACGUCACCCCAGGAAUGUGACGAAUUUAUCGUUCAAUCAAUGGAUCAGGUAUAUCAAGUUCGAACUGGAAAGCUGGUAUCACCAAAGCCCAACUAUGAGAAUAUGGAUUCACCGACACGUUUAGAACAUCUGAAAAAGUACGGCCUCAAAACGUUGUCCAAACGAAAAGCUGUAAUUUGUCUGGAACACAUUUACAACCGACUUCAUCCUUACAUUGAAUUAGACGAACAAGACGAUUUAGAUAAGAUUUUGAGUCAGAAAGAAAAGCUUGCGAUUAAUUCCAACAUUAAUAGAAUUGACGUCAUAGCUAUUCCUUCGGAGACGGCUGAGGCACUCACGGAAUCCGAUUUUGAUGUUCUGCAAGGAAAUGAAGAUAUUUUCUAUUUACCAUCUGCUCCUAGAACUAAGAAUCCAUGGUGCCUUGAACCGCUGCACGUUGCAUGGCAUAAUUUAAUUAAUUCCAAUGCAACACUCUAUGAUGCUAUUCUUCAGUACAAACCCGUCGAUUUAAUGGACAUACGUUCACUAUUGAAGAGCAUCGGUUUGCGAUAUGAGACUAAUGAUAUAAUCUCGUUUCUGGACCGGAAAUGCAUUACAUUCAAAACUGAUAAUAAACGGAAUGCCACGGCGAAGAAGAGUUGAGUUGCAGUCAUUUUGUCCUUGUUGACUAUAGUUUUUUUUAGCGUUUUUGUGAUGUAAUAGUUAUUUAGGUUGUUUAGUUUAAUUAAAAAUGUCUUUAACCGAAUACCGGUAGGUGAGUAUUAAAAUACUUUCCAUUAGCCAUCACAACGAGUCAUUGGCAACAAUAAUGUAAAUUUCGUAUUUCUGUAAAGGGUGUGAAAACACUUAUUGCGGCAAUCAGUGAAUCAAUAAAGAACACGA